AUUUGUAAAGCUCUCACAGGUGGAAAUACUCGGUCAGACAAUCCCGAAACUCCAGAUAUUUGCCAAAAAAGCCCCAAAAAUACACUGACCGCCUCUAGUUUCUAUAAAUUUUUCUUUAAUUUAUUGAUUUCUUUCCAUUAAAACCCUUUUAAAGCUGAUUGACACUAUUUAUAUGAUCCCACAUUUCUAUGCAUUUUUCUUUAAUUUAUUGAUUUCUCUCCAUUUAAACCCUUUUAAAGCUGAUUGACACUAUCAAAACUUCGAACAGCUGACACUUCUCUUUAUUUAUAUGAUCCCAAAUAAUUUAAUCUCCAUAACUUCAGGUGCUGUUUCAUCCAAUAAAAAAGAGAAAAAAGCUCUAAAAAUUAAUCAGAGCUCAAAGCUGCACUACAGAAGAUGGCCACUAGGGGCUCUCUUUCUGAGCUCAUUCAAUGCAAAGCUUAUUUUUGGAGUUGCAUUUGUGUCCUUUGGUUGUUCUGAUUAUUUAUCUUUAGACAUUUUGGCUGCCUUUUGUCCGUCCAGGUGUCAGAAAAUAGGUCAGAUGUGGAGGUCUAAAACAGUUUGGGAGCUCAUGGGUGGAGACACUCCUGUCUGAGCUGUUUUUGGGUAUGCGAUCCUUCACCUUGUUUUGUUUUCACUUUGAAAAAAUGCAUGCCUCCUGUUGCUGGCUGCUGUCUUAAAAUGUUACAGACUCAUUUGACUCCAAUCCAACUUGCUGAGAACCCAAUAAAAGCACAAUAAAUGUGUAUUUAUCCUGUUUUUUAAAAUCUUAGAGCAACUUUCUGUUGAAUGAAGUCUCCUCAGUCCGAGAAAAAACGUCUUUUAGUGUUUGUAUCGAGAAUGUAAAGAUUUUAAAUUAAAUAAAUGUGUUUUCUACGGCUCUUUCUCCUCGUUUUGUGUUGGGUUUUGACGCGUUUGCUGGAAAAUGCAGCUGCAGUGAGCUGCUUUAUCUGAGAAUAAGUGGAUGCUGGCAUCUUGUGGCGGUGGGAGGGGUAAUAGUGGAAAAGUUCCCUCCCCCUCCGGCUUCCUGAGCAUAUCUGAGCUUUGAUAGAUGACAGCCGGACCAGUUGGACGAGCUCUAACUCCCAACAGCAGCGUCUUCCUCAAACUGCCAGCAUGUCGGGGCUCCGGAGGGUGUUUAGAGACGGAUUCAACACGUGUUUCCCUUCAGUACCGACAGGAGAGAUUUGAGAAAGCAGCCAAAGACGUGACCAUCCUCAAACAGAGACCCGACCAGACGGAGAUGGGGGAGGUCUACUCUCUGUAUAAGCAGGCCACGGUGGGGGACAACAACACUGAAGGUCCGGCUUUUUACGAUUUCGUCGCAAAGGCGAAAUGGAUGGCAUGGGAUAAAAAAAAAGGGAUGUCCAAAGAAGAAGCCAUGUCAGCUUAUAUUGGGCUGGUGGAGGAGCUGAAAGAAAAAUAUGGAAUCGAAUGAAUUGUUAAAAUGCGUUAAUCAGCAAGAUUUAAACCAGGAGACAUAAAACACUUGUUUUUGUUUUAGCUCAUGAAAAUAAACUGCUGAAAAUAAUCAAACCACAUCUUAGUUUUAGAAGUUUAACUUGUUGGCUACAGUAGGUAACAUUGUUUUUGUAUUUUGAAGGAGUAUUUGACACACAAAUGUCCCCUUUUAAAAAAAAAAACCUUAUUAAAGAAACUAAAAUAUUCCACGAGCAGCAGUUUACCAGUAAAAAGAACAGAAAAUAAAGUCAAAUGAAUAUA
Menidia menidia (Atlantic silverside) is the source of this 1722-nucleotide messenger RNA. Lineage: Eukaryota; Metazoa; Chordata; Actinopteri; Atheriniformes; Atherinopsidae. The record is from the annotation of a GenBank genome assembly.